UAAAACAGAAUACCGUUUCGUUUUUAGACAGACAUUAAAAUAGAUGAAAUAUUGAAAAGCCGUGCUUUAUAGUCACGAAAAGGGGUCUGAAACGGAAGUUAAAGUGUAAUGUUAUGAAAGUUGGUAAAAUGAACUAUUUUAUAAAAAAGUUACAGAGUUUGAAAAGUUAUGUUGCGAGACAUGAUUGAAGAUGAAUAUUUAUUUCUGCUAUUGUUGUCUGCUAUGUGUUAUUGCUACAGGUCUGUCUGAAAAUGGUAACUGGUAUCAAGGAUGUUUCUCAAGAAAUUCUAGUAGUAUUGAUAGUACAGAUGUAGUAACCAAAUUACAUAGAAAUUUAUCAGAAGGACAGUCACUGAAUGAGGUUAUAGUGGAAUGUAGUAUGAGAUGUAAAAGGGAAAGAUAUUUGUAUCUUGCCUCCAGUAUAGAAGAACCAUGUUUCUGUACGAAUAAAAGUUUAGAGGAUUGGACUACGGUAGAAGACUCUUACUGCAGUUCCAACAGUAGUACAGAUGAUGUGAACAGUGGCCAGAUCUUCCUACCAUUUGGUCAUUCUGAGGACUAUCUUGCAGUUUAUCUAACCAAUGGACCUUACAUAGAUCGUGUCACAUUGAAGUUUGAACAGAAAUGGAUAGUUGUUGAUACUGAUGUGGUACUUGAAGUUUCUAUAGCAAUACCAAAGCUGAUUCCUGUUUCAGAUGAAAUUGGAGAUGUAGUGGGACCAGUUAACAUCAUUAUUAAUGAAGACUAUAAGUCGUCUUACAGAAAUUAUUUGACCAACCAGAUGACAGCUGAAACCUGCAGUAAUUUUUUAAAAGAAAGAACCAAGAACCAAACUUACAGCAUAUAUCCAGUAAAGGAAACAGCUAAUUUCACAAUUCCCUAUUCAUUUGCUGAAGUUGGAGAACAGUCUGUUGAGGUGCGUGUUAUCAAUAAGUUAUCUACCUUACUAUCAACAAUCACUGUCACAGUUCAACAACCAGAACCAAAGGACCUCCAAGUAGUAUUAGAAACAAAUGAAGCAAAUAGACCAUCUUGUAUCCCAGACUCCUUUGCUUUACCAGAAAAUGCCAAAGUCUUUGCAGUUUUUAUUGAUGCAGAGUUCAUUGUUGAAGCCUCUGUUGCUCAUGGAAACAACUUAACCUUUAUUUAUCGUACAACUGAUGCAGAUGGACAGUCAAAUCAGACUUCUGAUAGACCAUGUGACCUAACAUGUGACUCCAUCGUAGUUGACAGUGCUGAAAAAUGUCAAGAUUCACACAAGACUAUGGUUAUCAGAAACCAGGGUGUGUACAAACAAACUGUUGAGGUUUGGAAUACAUUUGGUCAUCUGGCAGAAACUUUAUAUCUUGUUGCUAUGGAAGAUAAGCUGAUGAACCAAACAUUUACCAUACCAUCAAAUAUGACGCAAUUUUUACCUGGGCAGUCUGUCAUUUUCCUUGUAACCAUAGAGAUAAGGUCAAGGUUCAAUACUUCAUUAAAGGUGCAGUUCUAUAAAGAUCAUUAUCACUUUGCAACAUUAGAAGAUUCAAAUACCACUGCCUUGUCAAUUAAUUGUAAGCAAGGCGACAUGACAAUUGUGUCAACUUAUGGCCAAGGGUGCAUAUUAGCUAUCCAAUUUGAACAUGAUUUUACAGAAGAAGGCUCCUUUAUUCCAGAAGUUUGUAUUAGUAAUGAAGAAAUAACCCUUCAAAAGAAGUUAGAAUCAGCAAUCAUGAUUGUAAAUCGUCUUGAAGGAGCUAGGCUUCAAUUGGAGAAAAUCAUUGCAGUCAAUCAUACAACAAAUAUAACAUUAGAUUUAACUGUACCUUCUAUCAGUAUGACUGUUUCUUGGUUAGUUGUUAAUGGAGAAGGAGACUUUGUUACAAAUAAAUCAAGUUCCCACCCGUAUUUGGUUUAUAGUUUUCCUGAACCAGGUUUUUAUCACAUAUUUUGUAAUGCUAGUAACAUUAUAAACACUCUACAUGCAAGAACAAGCAUCCAUGUCCAAGAACCAGUCCUAGAUUUAAACAUUUCUUGUGGAGAGAAACUUGUACUACAGACUGAUGAAGUCCUAAACUGCCUUUCUGAGGUCUCACAAGGAACAGAUGUUGAAUUCAAAUGGAGAGUUUUUAGUGACUAUAGCAAUAUUCCUACAACAGUUACUAACAGCAAUGUAACUUCACUAGCAUCCAUUGUUAUUACUGAACCAGGCAUCUACAAUAUAAGUGUUUCUGCCAGCAAUGAUGUGAGUUCCAUAUCAGUUUAUCUGGACAAUCUAAUUAAAGUUGAAGUCCCACUCACAUAUGUUAUCAUACAACAGAGAAAACCAAACAUUUUGGGUGAAAAAACUGACCUUAAAAUUAUCGUCUCAGAAAACAAAAAAUGUGAUGUUGAAUUAGAAUUUGACUUUGGACAAGGCAGAAUACAGUAUAAUUACACAUAUGAACUAUCCAAUGGUGCUUACUAUCUUGAUUACAUAUUUGACAAGGCAGGCAUACAUAAUGUCACUGUAUUUGCUUACAAUGGUGUUUCUGAAGUGGCCAGUUACGUGGAAGUCAUUGUUGAAAAUAUGAUAGAAAAUCUGGAGAUCAUGUUGGACAGAGCACCAACCAUUGGGGUACCAGCUAUAUUUGUUGUGAAAGCUGAAGAUCAGAUCCUAAGCCGAGAGGAUCUCAUCUUCACAUGGGAUUUCUCUGAUGGAACACACAUUGUGUCUAGGAGUCCUGUUGUUUCAAAGAAUUUCUCUGCUCCAGGAAACCAUGAUAUCAAUUUCACAGCAAAAAAUCUAGUAUCAGAGUAUAAAAGAUCAUUCCAAGAGGAUGUAUGCAGUGAAAUGCCAGUUUCUAUGGUCUUACUUCAUGACACUAUUGUACCAGUAAACCAAGAAAUCAUGUUUAUAUUGAUGGGAAAUUAUUCCAAGUUGGAUACUGUUAAUAUUGAUUAUGGGGACCAGAACCAACAAGCUAUAGAAAAGGAAGAUCCCUUUGAAUGGAAACAUGUCUAUAAAAAGGCAGAUUUAUACCAUAUAUUGGUCAGUUUCACUGGAGAGAAUUCUGAAGGAGACCCUAUUCAUAGUCUGAUAGUAGUGGAGGAAGAAGUUACAGGACUGGCUCUAACUGGACCAACUGUUGUAGAAAUUAAAGGGUUAGGAAGACAUCAUAUAUGGGAUGCUUUAACAGAAUCUGGAACAAACAUGAUAUACAUGUGGGAUUUUGGUGGGAAAGAUGUCAAAUAUACAACUCACAAUAAGUUUUCCAGAGGAUUUGAUAUGCCUGGUACACAUGUACUUAAAGUAACUGCAUUAAACGAUAUCAGUCAGCAGUCUUCUGAUCUGACUGUUGUUGUCCAGUAUCCAAUUGUACAUGUCAAGUUAGCUGCUUCUCCUGUUAUCCUUGGAGAACCAACUGUCAUCAAUGUAAAGGUCAAUGGUGGCAGGAUUUUUUUUAUCCAUAUUAACUAUGGCGAUGGUCAGUCAGAAACAUUAUCAUCAGAAAAUAAAACUUUAAAGAUUACCACAGAACAUCCACCAGAAAGAGGCUUGCCAAGAUAUUUGGUAGCUAUUGAUCAUGUCUACAAGUCAAUUGGAGAUUAUGAGAUUACAGCCAAUAUCUCCAACCUGGUAUCAUACAAACUACAGACAACUCUAUGUACAAUACACGAACCAAUUAUUGUAACAAGUGUUACAACAGAUUCACCUAUGGUGUUCCCUGUCCCGGAACAAGUCAAUGUCACAGUAAUGAUAGCCUCUGGAAAAGACUUGCAAUUUAAAUGGGAAUUCACUGACCAGGAUUACAGCAUUGUUUCUAAAGUCAGCACAAGCAAUACAAUUACACACUUUUUUGAAUAUUCUGGUGAUUAUGAAGUCACAGUCAAGGUCACCAACCAACUAUAUAAAGAACCAGUUGUUGCUAAGCUACCAGAUAAGUUCAAGGCUGUUGAUGAAAUAAGUGGUCUGAAGAUAAUUGAAGCUCAUGGUUGGAAGAAAACACUUCUGAAGGGAAGAAAACCAGACUGGUCAACAGAAGAGAUUGUAUUCAAAGCUUUGUGUGAGGUAGGAUCUCAUGUGACAUUCAUUUUCCAUUUUGGAGAUGGACAUUCAAAAUCAGUAGAAGGAAAGAUGAAUUAUUUAUUCUUUCAAAUAUCUGGAGAAGCUUCACAUCAGUAUACAACAGAGGGAGUGUAUCCAGUGUAUGUAACAGCUAUCAAUCCAUUGGGAAAUACUACAUCAUAUUUAAAAGAGCCAUUUCAUGUCCAGAGACCUCCUGCAACACCUAAGUUGAGAGAAAAUUAUUACAUACAAUAUGGUCAGAAUUUCACAUUCAAAGUAGAACAAAUUGACGAUGAAAAUAUCACAUUUGAUUGGAAAUUUGGUGACCUAACAGAUGUUGUCAAUAGCAACAGUUCUGAAAUCAGUCAUUUGUAUCAGAAUGCUGGAAGGUAUAAUUUGGCUGUCAUAGCUAAUGAUAGAGGAAUAAAGAAUACUGCCAGUGCUAAAGUCUAUGUGCAACAAAAAAUACAAGGGGUAACUUUAAAUAUAUCCUCCAGUUUAAAAGAUGGGCCAGAAGUUGUAACUCUGUCUGCACAUGCCUUUCCAAAAUACAAUGGUUUGGUGAAAUACUAUAAGUGGAGAUUCAAUGGUUGGCAGCAUGGAAGUUUGAAAUCAUCUAAAGUCACUACUGAUCCUUUUAUACAACACACAGAUUAUACAGAGAGGUACACAGUGACAGUUUCUGCUUUUAAUAAUGUCAGUAAUGCUACGUCAUCGGCUAUUAUCUUACCAAUCCAAAUAAAAAAGUUGAAAAUUCUGAUGGAUGGAGACCCAUUAAUCAACAGAACUCUUAAAUUCAAGAUAACUACCUAUGGUGGAUCUGAUAUUUCACUGAGAUGGAAUUUUGGAGAUGGUACACCAGUAAUUCAUGUGAAUGAUAGUAGCCUUUAUGUAAAACAUGUUUUUAUCAAAGAAGGAGUGUACAAUGUGACAGUAUUAGCAUCCAAUUCUAUCAGCCAUGCCAGUGAAAGUAAACAGUUGUUUGUCCUGGAUAGGAAAUGUUUCCCACCAGAAAUAUCUGUACAUGGUCAAAAUAUAACACUAACAACAAUAAAUAAGUCCCAGCAGUUACGUUUUGAAGUAGAAAUGGCUAUACCUGUGUGUGAGAACACAACAAUCCAUGCUGAGUAUAGUUGGAGGUUGUAUAACAGCUCUGAUAACCAACUCGUACAACUUGAACAUGUGGCUAGAAAUACAUUCCACCAGAAGAUAUUGAUGAUACCGCCUUGCAUAUUAGAAGGUGGAAAAUAUCAGUUGGAAGUUAAGGUACAAAUAAAAGAUACUAUUGUAUACAGAAAGAAAACUAUGGCUGUAGAAGUCCUUCAGAGUCCUUUGUCAGCUGUUAUCAAAGGUGGUAUUGUAAGGGAGAUAACUCGUCAUGAUACUGUUCUGUUGGAUGGUUCCCUGUCUGGUGAUGUAGAUUGUACUGACAAUGGUCAGUUAAGGUACAAAUGGACUUGCUCCAGAAACUUUGAUGAUGCUUCAGAAUCCUGUUUUAAAGAUAACAUCACUGAUGUAGUGACAUUUAACCAGUCUGUAGUUGUAUUUCCAGCAGAAUAUUUUGUUUCUACACUCAUUGAAGUUGUCAUUAAUUUGACAGUAUGGAGAGAUGACAAAAAUCCACAGAGUACUUUCCAAGUUAUAAAGAUCAAUGACAAGCCUAGAUCUAUGAUGCUGAGUAUUUAUUGUCCACAGUGUGAGAAGCAUAGAAUAAAUGUGAAUGAACGCCUUUUACUCCAAGCUGUGUGUCAAGGAUGUCCAGAGAAUGAUACACAAUACAAAUGGACCACACAUUUUGUUUAUCAGAGAUACUAUCCCCGUCAAGACCCUGUUGUUUGUUUGAUAAAGAGAGCUGAUGGGUCCAGCUUUAAUUUGAUGGUUUUAGAAAAUGAAACAGUAUCAGAGAAUGACACUUACAAAGAUAUGUACAUACCAGAGACUAGAGCCCGCGACAGUCAACUGUUAGGAAAUAAUUCAGUGAUUAAUAAAUCCUUGUUUGAUGUGAAUAACACAGUAAGAAGAAAAAGACAGUCCCCUUUUGAUCUUCCUACCACACCAAUGUAUCCUACCAUUAGGAAAAGCCCAAGAUUUGAGAUACCAUUUGGCAUACCAAGAAGUAGAUCCAGUUAUAGUAGAAGAGGUCGAACACACUACAGUGCUAACACUCCUAACGCUCCUUACAAUGCCUUUCAUUUAUUAGGUACAGGAAUAGUAGGAUUGGAAGAAGGAACUCCAACGAACUCUAGACAUAAAGACAGACCAUCUUAUGUGGAACCAGGAGUGGAUCAUGGAAAUAUAGAUAGAGUGUACAAUCAGCAGAGCCAAUUACCUGCAAGAAAGGUUCAUAUCCUAGAAAAGUCCAGUCGACGUGCCUACCUGUUUGAUGAACAGACUACUACAGGCACACAUAAACAAUCCCUUGUCAUUAAACCAGACUUCUUCAGACAGGGCUUAGAAUACAUUAUCAAAGUUCAGGCUAAAACGAAAGAUGGAAGUAUAUUAGGGACAGCCAUGACAACUUUCUCUAUAAACUCUGGGCCAUCUAAAGGAGAAUGUGAGAUUAUUCCAGAUACUGGUACAGAAAUAAUAACAGAAUUUAAGCUUUAUUGUAAGGCUUGGCAAGAUCAGGACAAGCCAAUCCAAUAUGAAGUAAGUUACAGCUUUGAUGAAGAUGGAAUUAAAUAUAUAAUAUACAGAGGCUUGCGACAUGAUGUUAACUUCACACUGCCAGCUGGUGAUGUGUCUCAAAACCAUAAAGUGACAGUAUACAUAUCAGUAUUGGACGAUUUGCUAGCGAGAACAUCUGUGUGUACAUAUUUGUUAGAAGUUCAACCGAUAUCUCUGGGAUCAGGACAGAACUUAGAAGACUUUGUCCUCAGUCAUACAGAUUCAACAAAUCCUUUUGGCAGAUUAGCAUUAGCCAGAAGACGUGGUGAUGAUCAUCAGUUAAAGAGUUGCAUCCUGUCUCUAGGUAGAUGUCUGCAAAGGCUGAUCACUUCUGUAAAAUACAAUGAUAACAAAGUCACAGAGUCCAUUCAACGUAUGCUUGAACUUUUACAAGAAUUGGCACUGAGAGAUGAGUUAGAAGUCUUACAGACAGUGCAAGCAUUAGAAUCUUUAGUGGCAUUAAGUCAUAAGUUUGGUAUGGAUGCAUUUGAAGAAUCCAUUAAGCUAUUAAAAAAGAUAGAAGAUAAAUUAAAGCAGUUCAGUUCUCCAAGUGAUGAUUUGUAUAUCAUGCUACAUAGAAUCACGUCCAGUUUAAUCGAGACUUUGGCUCAUCAGGACAACUUAUUUGAAUCUUGGGCAGCCAGCAAGAUGUCAAAUGAAAAACCUACUGACCAGGAGACCUUGGAUACACAGUUAGGCUGGAAUAGUAGCCAUGACAGUAUGGUAUCUACUGAGGACAAUAAUGCAAUGACAGAAAACACCAGCUUCAUUGCAACACACAGUAGCUGGUUGAAUAACAGCAAUGGUGUUAAAGACAACAACUACUCGUUACCUUCUGAUGACAGUUUAUCUCCUGACAUGGGGUUGGUACACAAACUUCAUGAAGAACAGAUAAGAAGGAUGCACAGAAAUUAUUUAGAGGCUGUCAUACAAGUUCAUCAUUCUCUAUUACAGAGAGAGAUGACCUUCCACACAUGCAGCGAAGGAGAACUGAUAAAAACUUCAAAGUUCAUAACAACAAAAGCUGUGAGAUACAGACUCCAUGAUAGACCUGUGUUAGAAAUCAGCCAAUCAAAGAUUGUUUUACCUCAGAAGAUGGACCUAGUUUUAAAGACGGAGAGUUUUGAUAAGCUAAAUGGAGACAUAUUUUUACCCAGUCAGAAUUGUUAUCAAGUUCAUAUGACAAAAUAUAACUUUAAUCCAUAUUCCUAUAACAGAGAAGAAAAAGAUAAGAUUCAGUCAGAAGUCUGUUCAGUAAAAAUUCUUACCUGUAAUGGCAGUCAAGUUGAUGUACAAAACCUAGCUGAUGAUAAUAUGGUUUAUCUGGAGAUCCCUAGAAAAGCUGACAAGAUAGAUAUGAUUAGUUUUCACCAAUUGGAGAAGUCAGUUAUGAAUAUUCAUGGCUUUAAUGUGAGCCUCUCUGAUCGAAAUAACUCAUUAAAUCUGGAUGUUGAAUUAGUACCAGUAACAGAGGGUAGACUGUUUACCAUUGCAGUUUUGAUAAAUUACAACACACCACCCACUCCAAGUCAGUAUAUAAAGAGAGAGGUAAUACAAGGCAAUCAUUUACAGAUAUUCCUUCCAUCUGGAUAUUUGAAUUUUUCUGGUGAAUAUUUUAUUGGUUUAGUGGAUGCUGGUCUGAACACUGGUCGUCCUAGGGAAGGGGAGGUUACUCUAAGAAAUUAUACCCUCAAAUUAUGGUGGAAUAAGUGUUUGUUUUGGAAUGAUACAACGAGACAUUGGUCAGACAAUGGUUGCUGGGCCACAGGGAAGUCGUCUUAUUAUAAAACUCAUUGCAGAUGUAACCAUAUGACAGCAUUUGGUGGCCAUUUUGAACUGGUUCCAAAUGAUUUUUCUCACAUAUCAAUCGAAGACUUCUUUGAUCUAAAUGAAAACCCAGUGGCUGUAUGUUUGACAGGAGUUCUUCUUCUGUUGUAUGUACUGCUAAUGGUUCUCUGUCACAGACUGGAUAAACAUGAUGCCAGGAAAGGGGGAAUAACCUACUUGAUAGACAAUAACUUGACUGAUAAACAGAAAUAUGAAGUUACGAUAGAAACAGGCUUUAGGAAAGGAGCAGGCACGACAGCUAAGAUAAGUGUAAUUUUACAUGGAGAGGAAGGAAUGUCAGAGACAAGGGAGUUAAUCAGUGAUGAUGACCGACCAUUGUUUGAACGCAAUUCUAGAGACCAGUUUAUACUAACUUUACCAGACAGUAUUGGAAAGAUAUGGAAAGUACAGUUAUGGCAUAAUAACCAUGGAGCUUCACCUAGUUGGUAUCUGAGUAGAGUUAUAGUUAAAGAUUUAAAUAGUGGAAGUACCUACUACUUUAUAUCAGAGAAAUGGUUGGCUGUGGAAGAGGACGAUGGGAAGGUUGAGAGAGAGUUCAUGGCUUUAGAAGGAAAUCUUGGCUUUAGAAAAGCGUUCUGGACUAAAGGAACACAGUAUUUCUCUGAUUACCACUUAUGGAUGUCACUGGUCACCUGUCCAUCCUACAGCCAGUUUAACAGAAAACAGAGACUAACCUGUGGUCUGACUCUCCUGAUGAUGUACAUGUGUUUAAAUGCCAUGUGGUACAAAGAAAUUAAACCUGAGUAUCGUGGUGAGUUUGGACUGUUAGAUGUAUCACUAAGGAACAUAACUGUUGGAGCCAUCUGUUGUGGUGUAGUUAUUCCAGUCAAUCUACUCAUACUAUUGCUAUUCAGGAGAAGUAAGAAAGAACAGUCUGGUUACCACAAUGAACCAAUUCCUGACGAGGAAAAAGAGGAUGAACAGUUUGCAAGUGGAAAGCCUAAUGAGCAUGUGCAAGAAGAAGAGGAAGUGGAAUCUGUCCAGCCAAUUAUGACAUACUCCAUUUUGGAUCAGUCCAUCCUUAAUUGGCCUAGUAUACAAGACUGGGCACAAAAACAGUGGGUUAAAAGACACCAGGGGUAUCAAGAGACAUCAAACAGUCCAGAAAUAUCACAAAUACCUAAUCAGAUUGUUCAGAGAAGAAUUUUAGGAUCAGAAAUAGACCAAGCCUCCAGUGGCUUUGAAGAUUCUAAUAGUACAGAUCCUCGUAGACAAGUGACCAUUAGUUCUCAAAACAGUAGUCAGAAGAUGAAAGCUCCAUCCGUCUCCAGUGGAUCUAGUCAAAAAGGUUCAAGUUGCAGUUCCAGAAAAGUUAGCAGUAGCCGUUUAUUCUUACCUUACUGGUGCCAGUUUAUAGCCUGGUUUCUAUGUGUUGUAAUAACUGGUACCUGUGCUGUGAUCACAGUUAUGUAUGGAUUCAGAUUUGGAAUAUCUAAGAGUAUGAUGUGGUUACAGUCACUGUAUUUUAGUUUCAUGGUCUGUGUAUUUAUAGCUCAGCCAUUCAUGAUAAUUAUAGCAGUGAUCUAUACAGCUAUUAGAUAUAAGAACGACCCAUCCAUCUUGGACCAUUAUGAAGAUGGAGAGUUUGGGGAGAAAGCUAAACUAGAAAUACUGAGGAGAAAGAAAGAACAAGUACAGUACACAGAACAGGAGGAAUUAGAAAGGGGAGUUGCUGCUAGGCAGAGAUCAAGAUACCUCAGAUUUGCCAGACCUCCACAAGAAAAACAAUUAAUAGAAGCCAGAAAGAAAAUUAUGAAGGAGAAGAAAGCUAUGUCACUGUUAAGGGAUACAGCUGUAAUAUUCCUGAUGUUUAUUAUGCUCAUUGUAAUGGCUUAUGGAAAAGAUACUAGUUCACCAUUUUAUAUCAAUCAGGCACUGAAAAAUUCACUUAUCAGAUCUGGGCCAUUAAAAUUUACCAAUAUAAAGUUUUCCAAUGAAUGGUACAAUUGGAGUCAGACAACCAUGUUAGAUAAACUGUAUCCACCAGCCAUAAAUCUUACCAGUCACCAAUACAGUGAGAUCUACCAACUAUUAGACAACAGUCAUAUUAUAGGAAAUGUACAACUGAGGCAGCUCAAGGUCAUCAAAGAAAACUGUGAUUGUCCAUAUAACCUGCCAUUUUUGCCAGAUAGUUGUUACCAUGACUACCAAACAUCUAAGCAGAUGAAGUCCAAGGGAGAUAAAUUGUCUGAUUACAAAGAAGCCACCCUGAGUUUUAACAUAUAUGGGAAGCAUGGGAUUUAUGAUAAUUCUGGAUAUGUUUUACAGCUAAAUAUGACAAGGUCAGAGGUCUUGGUUCAACUUGAAGAACUACAACAGUUGGAUUGGAUCAACAACCAGACACGAGCAGUGAUUGUAGAAUUUACAUUGUAUAAUGCCCCUACUGGUCUGUUUACUUCUGUUGUUAUCUUAUUGGAGAUUCCCUCAUCAGGAGGUGCCUAUCCUGACCACAGGAUACGAUCAACACAUCUCUAUAGAUAUGUUACAAAACUGGAUAAUUUAGUAUUAGCAUUUGAGUUAAUGUUUAUUAUCCUAACAGUAUACAAGAUAGGUGUACAGCUCUGUGAUGUUGUCAGAUUAGAGAUAUACUUCCGUAACUUCUGGGUUGUAGUUGAUACAAUAUCAUCAGCCUUGUCACUGACAUACAUUGUUUUCUAUGUGUACCGAUUUAUCCUUGUAUCUGAGACGGUGGAAAAUCUACGCAGUACAUACUUCAGACAGUUUGUUGAUGUUUCCUUCCUAGCAUUCUGGGAUGAGAUUAUAAGAAGUUUAAUUGGAAUGAUUUUAUUUCUGGUGAUGAUUAAGUUCCUGAAGCUGCUACAUUACAUCAAAAUCUUUUCAAUGUUUGGUACAAUCUACAAAAGGCUUCAACGAGAAAUUGUUACUUUCAUGGCAUUAUUUUUGGGAUCUAUCGUAUUUUUUUCCAGGAUAGGGACAGUGUUAUUUGGUGCCUAUAUUUACAGUUUUAGUAAUGUUAUUGGCAGUAUAUUUACGGUAUCUGCCUUACUAACAGGCAUCUAUGAAGAUUAUCCAAUACCAGACACAUCAGUCGUACAUACCAUCAGAAUCUUUGUCUUAUUCUUCUCUGUGUUUGGUACUGGACUGCUUACUAGCUAUAUGUUAACCGUGUUGACCUACAGGUUCAGAAUACAGAAACAUAAACAUUCAGUAUUUCUCAUGAUGGAACAAAAGGAAACAGUCAUCUUCUACUGGAAGACAUUUUUAUUAUGGACUGGUUUCCAGUCUUUACCUGUUGAUGAGGAGCCAGAAAAUGUUUUACCUCCUGAGUUUACUAUGGCUGAAGUUGAGUAUCAAGUAGAUGAAUUAUUUUUCCGCAUAAACACAUUGACUGGUUCUCACGGGUUACCAGAAAAACCAACCUCAUACUUUACUGAUUCUGAUGAAACAUAUGGACUAGGGGAUGAUGGGAUAUCUAGUGGUGGGUCUGAGGUGAAUUUAGAAGAUGAUGAACGGUUAGAAAACAGAUUACACAAAAUAGAAGACAGUCUUUGUUCACAUGAACAUGAUUACCUGGCUCAUCUGUUAAAACUAAGUCCUGGAGAUGGAAUGACAAAAGGAAGAGAAAAACAGAUAAGGACCAAUUUAGAGAUGGAAAUUUUCAGGCAGCUUCAAAAACAGAGACACAGUUUACCCGACAAAGUAAUAGGAGACAGUUCAAAAUCAUCAACAGACACAUCUGGUACCAGUUCAGAAAUGACAACACCGUUUGGGGACCGGAAAUCAGGGCAGACAAUAAGAAAACCAGUUCUAGGUGUUUCAGGACUACAGCACCAUACUUUUGUUCACCAUGCUGAUAUCUCACCUGUAAAUGAUGUAAAAGAUUCACCACAACAAACAAGGAUGGAUACAACCAGUUCAUCAUCUAAUCCAGACUCUCCAGAUGAACAAUUAAAAAAUGCUGAUAGGGUCAGACUGUUAAAAGAUAAAGGUUGUAAAAAAUCUACUUCAAAGGUGGAUGAAAAUAUCUCUCAGGAUAAAAACACCUCAUCAAAAAUGAAAAAGCCUGAACCACCACAUAAACCUACAUUUCAUCAUCCAGGACUUCGUGAUGUGCAGUCCCAAGAGACUGCAAAGUCAAAUAUUAAUACUGCAAAGUCUAGUGUGUUGAACAGUCCUGCUUUAAGACAAUUACGAUCAAGUCUGCAAGCAAUAGAAAGAGACAGACAUUCAUUUAAAGGGGAGAGUGGAAGCAGUGUUACUACUGAAUCUAGUUCAGGAUCGGAACAAGAUGCUAUUCACGGUAAAGGUAGUGCACAGAUCAAACGUAACUUGAGGAAGACAAAAUCACGAGGUAAAGGCAAAGGGUCGGUCAAUUUGACUUCUGUGUUAUUAGAUGAUCUGGAUACCAGUAAUGAUGAGCUUGGAGCUGCAGGAACAUCAUUUAAAAUUUCAGAAACUGAGCCUAUAUUAGAACAAGAACACAUAGAAGAUUAUUAUGAUUAAUACCAAUAAUUAAAAUACUUGUAUUUAGAAUGACAGGAACUGGAGAAUAAAAAUACUUCCUGAAGUUGUAAUAACAUUUGAAUAAAAAUGAGGCCAGUAUAAUCUUAUGGCACAUAUUAUAGUAGGGAUUACUGUAUGAUACCAUAAAUCUUAAAAGAAGGGAGAACUUUGUAGGGACCAGUAGCCUGAGAUCCUUGAAUAUGGACUGAGCUAAAAAUAACUUCCUAAUUGUACAAUUUGUCCUGUUUAAUAGUUGUAGCAAGAAUAAGAUUCUUCAAUUUCAACAUGUUGACAUCCUGCAAUGUUUGAUGAUGAAUGAGUACAUUUUAGUAUUAAUUUGCAAAUUGUUUGCAAUGUUAGAUUAAGUAAUUUAUAUUUAUAAUAAACCUAUAUUAAGAUAAUUUCAGAAAAAAACUUUAUGACUUUUUAUUCAAGCAUUCUGAAAGUUUCAUCACUGUAUCAAUUGUUAGUAGAAUCUGCAUAAAAACAUCCUCAUUCAAAAGGCUUAAAAUAUGAACUGUUCUACACACUGAUCCACACUAUUUUACUGUACCAUGGGUAUUUGCUCAAGCAUUGUAGUUAAAAUUGAUAUAUGAUGAAAUCUGAAAU
Messenger RNA from Mytilus californianus (California mussel), 13615 nucleotides. RefSeq names its product polycystic kidney disease protein 1-like 1. Lineage: Eukaryota; Metazoa; Mollusca; Bivalvia; Mytilida; Mytilidae. Gene Ontology annotation, molecular function: calcium ion binding; protein binding. The transcript is spliced from 66 exons. The record is from RefSeq and is a predicted model, not a curated record. Bases 191 to 13006 code for a protein of 4271 amino acids. Gene Ontology annotation, cellular component: membrane.